AUGGCCACCCAGCAGAUUCCGAGUCAGCCUGCCAAGGUUUCCUCAGUGGCCAACUCUCGGGUUGCUCUCGCCGAACGCACUGAGUUCGAUCGCUGGAAGAAUCAGUUUGAACAAUUUGCCAUCCAAGAUGACACGAGCACAGACACAAAGUUUUUGAACGAGGACGGUUUCAUCAACGCAGUUGCACCCUCGAAUGAGACAUUUCACAAGAUCCAUAAAUCCCAAUAUUCGAUUUUAUUCAAAAUUGCCGAUCUCAAGAAGAACGGCAAAGUUACCUGGGACGAUUUCGUGGUCUUCCAAACUCUGUUGAAAAAACCAGACGCGGAAUUCGAGGUCGCAUUCAAGUACUUCGAUCAGGAUCGCAAUGGAGAUGUUACCUUUGAAGAAUUCAAGCGGGUUUUCUCCGACAAUCUCAGGCCAGACUCACUGCCAUUCACCUUCGAGUCUCCUUGGGUGAAACUGUUUUUAGGGAAACGAGGCGGUCAACAUGUGCUAGGUUACAAUGAAUUUACUCAAUUGAUGAAGGGCUUGCAGGGCGAGAGACUUCGACAGGCGUUCAGCUAUUUUGACAAGGAAGAAACCGGGUACAUAACUGCGGAUCAAUUCAAGAGAAUCAUUUUGGAAUUAGCACGACAUAAGCUCUCAGACAGUAUUCUCGAAAGUCUACCGACUUUGUGUAAUAUAAGUGCCGGUGGCAAGAUAUCAUACUCGGAAGUCAAUGCAUUCCACAACGUUAUUCGUGAUAUGGACACAGUGGAAAGGAUUCUACGGGAGGCAAUCGCAAAUUCCCCAGAUGGCAAAGUCAAUCGACAGGAUUUCCUGAAUACAGCUUCACGACAGACUCGUUAUGUCGCCCUGACACCUAUGGAAGUCGAUAUUGUCUUUCAUUUUGCUGGCAUGGGCGAAUUGAAUGCGCGUCUUGGGCUCGCUGACUUCGGUAUGCUCUUGGAUCCGAUGUGGGAACGCCGAACAACCCUCGAAGGUCAGGCUACGGAUGACUUGAAUGACGGUAACUUCUGGCACGGAUUAGGGAAAUCAAUUUACAACUUUGGACUGGGUGGGAUUGCUGGUGCCUUAGGAGCCACGGCUGUUUAUCCAAUCGACCUCGUGAAGACUCGUAUGCAAAACCAGCGUAGUAAAGUCGUCGGAGAACUUCUUUACAAGAACAGCAUGGAUUGUGUCAAGAAAGUAUUCAAAAACGAGGGCUUUACCGGCUUUUACCGAGGUCUACCGCCGCAAUUAAUUGGUGUCGCUCCAGAAAAAGCAAUCAAACUCACUAUUAACGAUUUGAUCCGAGCCAACGCUAAAGACCCUGUCACCGGAGAAAUUGGACUGGGAUGGGAAUUGAUUGCAGGUGCAACGGCAGGUGGUUGCCAAGUGGCUGUCACCAAUCCACUAGAAAUCGUUAAGAUACGUCUCCAGAUGCAAGGUGAAAUGGCACGAGUCGCAGGUAGCGAUCCGAUUGGUGCGAUGCAUAUUAUUCGGCAGUUGGGCUUGGUUGGCUUGUAUAAAGGUGCUGCGGCAUGCCUGUGUCGUGAUAUCCCGUUUUCGGCGAUAUACUUUACCGUUUACUCACAUCUGAAAAAGGACACCUUUGGUGAAGGAGUGAACGGGAAGAAGUUGAGCUUUGUCGAAACGCUAAGCGCAGCAGCAAUUGCGGGAAUGCCUGCUGCUUAUUUAACCACGCCAGCUGAUGUGGUCAAAACCCGAUUACAAUCUGAGGCCAAGAAGGGCGAAACUCACUACAAAGGGUUGAUGCACUGUUUCAAGACGAUCUUACAAGAAGAGGGACCUUCCGCUUUGUUCAAGGGCGGACCAGCCAGAAUCUUGCGAAGUUCACCUCAGUUUGGUGUGACUUUAGUAUCUUAUGAAUUCCUUCAAAAACUCUUGCCGUUCCCAUUCGAUCAUCAUCCACGCCAAGUGGAGAGUUCUGUUGUAUCUGAUGUCGAACUGCCACGCCUUCGAGCCAGGAAUGCGAUGAAAAUUCUAUUGGACGUCCAUGAGGAUUUUGGGAUGGUAAAACGGCCGACCAAAUAG
This is a messenger RNA of Puccinia triticina, 2037 nucleotides long. RefSeq lists its product as uncharacterized. The transcript has 16 exons. Bases 1 to 2037 code for a protein of 678 amino acids. Gene Ontology annotation, biological process: L-glutamate transmembrane transport; malate-aspartate shuttle; aspartate transmembrane transport. The record is from RefSeq and is a predicted model, not a curated record. Gene Ontology annotation, molecular function: calcium ion binding; L-glutamate transmembrane transporter activity; L-aspartate transmembrane transporter activity. Lineage: Eukaryota; Fungi; Basidiomycota; Pucciniomycetes; Pucciniales; Pucciniaceae.